Mytilinidion resinicola is the source of this 744-nucleotide messenger RNA. RefSeq lists its product as uncharacterized. The transcript has 4 exons. The record is from RefSeq and is a predicted model, not a curated record. The coding region runs from base 1 to 744 and encodes 247 amino acids. Lineage: Eukaryota; Fungi; Ascomycota; Dothideomycetes; Mytilinidiales; Mytilinidiaceae.
AUGGAGAUGGUAUCUUCGACGUCCAUCUUCCGACUUCGACAUCCAACUUCCGACCUCGACAGGCUUCUCUAUAAUGGUCAGCACAGCAGCACACUUCUCUUCAUCGUCCCCAUUCCCUAUGCCACCUUUUCCGCCUUGGAGAAUAUGGCAUGGAGAUCCUUUCCGACCCUCAAGAAGCUGCGAUCUAUCGUCUUCGUGCAUGGGUUGACCGGCAGUCGCCGAAGUACAUGGACGUAUCAUCCCGGCGUUCCAGACGAGGAGUGCUUUUGGCCCAGGGACAUUCUCCCGCACUCCCAAGACGUCCAGCGCAUCAACCAUAUAUCUGCCUCUACGUGUGGCAUCUUGUUCAUGGGAACGCCGCAUCAAGGCGCGCCUUCAGCUGAUAUGGCAAGCAUCUUCGGUGAUCUUGGGAGGAAGGGAACACACCUGGAGGACAUCCGAAAAAGAUUCGACCUGUACUUGGCUGAGCGUGAGCAAGCCUCGAGUUCCAUCCACGUCGCGUGUUGUUUCGAGCAGAAUGCCGACGUGGCCCUGCGAGACAAAGUUGUUCCCGACGAGUCGGCGAUCUUAGACAGAUACACGCAAAUUGCAAUUCAUGCCGAUCACAAAGGCAUGACGAAGUUUGGACAUCGGAACGACAACGAUUAUCAAAGAGUUCUGCAAGAACUCAAGGAAUGGGUCAAAGACACCACCGUGAAGUCUGGUGCCGAAAGUCCUAAGGCAAGUCCAAUUCAUUGGUCUUGA